Punica granatum (pomegranate) is the source of this 1592-nucleotide messenger RNA. The record is from RefSeq and is a predicted model, not a curated record. NCBI's taxonomy places the organism in Eukaryota, Viridiplantae, Streptophyta, Magnoliopsida, Myrtales, Lythraceae.
AUGGAGUUCGGAGUCAUUCUUGGUCUAGCGCUGCUAUUCAUCUUUGUGGUUUCAGCACUGUUUCUGCGUGUAUGGACUUCACCAAAAGAAAUGGAGGUGAUUCCCGGGACCUUGGGAUGGCCUAUUGUCGGCGAGAGCUUCUCUUUCUUGUCAGACUUUUCAAGCCCAUCGGGUAUUUACAGUUUCAUGAAGAAGAGGCAGCAGAGGUACGGAAAGGUGUUCAAGUCAUUCGUCCUAGGAAGGUACACGAUAUUCAUGACUGGUAGAGAAGCAAGCAAGAUCUUGUUAACGGGAAAAGAUGGGUUGGUGAGCCUAAAUCUAUUCUACACGGGACAGCAGGUCCUUGGCCCAACCAGCUUGCUUCAGACUACAGGAGAAGAGCACAAGCGGCUUCGGAGGCUUAUAGCUGAACCGCUAUCAGUUGAUGGAUUGAAGAAGUACUUCCAGUUCAUAAACAACCUCGCAAUUGAAACAUUAGAUCAGUGGUCGGGACGGAAAAUUCUGGUCCUUGAAGAGGCCUCUACAUUUACCUUGAAAGUGAUCGGCCACAUGAUAAUGAGCUUGGAGCCCAGUGGAGAGGAGCAAGAGAAGUUCCGGGCCAACUUCAAGAUCAUCUCUUCAUCGUUUGCAUCCCUACCGUUUAAAAUACCAGGAACAGCCUUUCAUCGUGGCAUAAAGGCUCGCGAUAGGAUGUAUGACAUGUUGGACUCCGUAAUUUCCAUGAGGAGGAGCGGGAACGAGUUCCGGGAUGAUUUCCUAGAGUCCCUAAUAAUGAAACACAGCAAAGGAAUGGAUGAAAAAGCCAACGAAGAUAAGCUCACAGACAAACAAUUGAAGGACAACGUACUUACUCUUCUAGUUGCCGGGCAUGACACGACAACUGCUGCUCUGACCUGGCUCAUCAAGUUUCUUGGAGAAAAUACCGAUGUCCUCGAUCAGCUAAGGGGGGAACAUACGCGGAUUCGAGAAAGUGGGAAAGGUGGAGAGAACUUGACUUGGCCCGAAGUUAACAACAUGCCCUACACCACCAAAGUGAUAAGUGAAACUCUCAGAAGAGCAACAAUUCUACCUUGGUUCUCAAGGAAAGCUGCUCAAGAUUUCGAAAUUGAUGGCUCCAACAUCAAGAAGGGUUGGUCGGUGAACUUGGACGUGGUGUCCAUCCACCAUGACCCUGAAGUUUAUCCUAAACCCGAAGUGUUCAAUCCCCAUAGAUUUGAUGCACCCCCAAAGCCUUACACCUUUCUCGGGUUUGGGAGCGGACCUCGAAUGUGUCCUGGAAUGAACCUCGCAAAAUUAGAGAUCUCCAUCUUCAUCCAUCACCUGGUCUGCAGAUACAAAUGGAUUCCGUUGGACAAAGAUGACUCAGUUCAGCCAACGCUAGUCCGGAUGCCAAAGAAUAAGUACGCAGUCCUCGUUGAGGAGCUGUAGAUCUGGACGGCAGCACAAUAAAACACAAGUUGGAUGAUUAGCGGACUAUCUUGCAUAGGCUGCCCUUUCUUAUACUGACCAGAUAGAAAUCAUAAUUAUUGCCCCAGUCCGAUCCGAUAAUAACAAGGAUUUGUAUGUCUAAAUAAAGAGUUCCGGCUUCUGCU